This is a messenger RNA of Saccostrea cuccullata (small rock oyster), 1165 nucleotides long. RefSeq names its product tigger transposable element-derived protein 4-like. NCBI's taxonomy places the organism in Eukaryota, Metazoa, Mollusca, Bivalvia, Ostreida, Ostreidae. Gene Ontology annotation, molecular function: DNA binding. Gene Ontology annotation, cellular component: nucleus. The transcript has 2 exons. The record is from RefSeq and is a predicted model, not a curated record. The coding region runs from base 101 to 1126 and encodes 341 amino acids.
GUCUGGUGAAAGGGGGGAUGUUAAUUUACAAACAGUUGAUGAUUGGAAAUCAAAACUUCCCGAACUUUGUAAAAACUAUGAAAAUAAAAAUAUUUUUAACAUGGAUGAAACAGGAUUAUUUUACCGCGACACUUCGCGACAAACUCUCUUCAUUAAGGGACAAGACUGUGCCGGAGGUAAACGAUCUAAAGAAAGAAUUACGGUUGCUCUGUGUGCGUCAAUGACUGGCGAAAAAUUAAAACCCCUUCUUAUAGGUAAAUCCCGACAGCCAAGGUGUUUUUCUAAAAUUAAACCAGAAUCACUGCCUGUGAUAUACAAAUUUAACUCGAAAGCUUGGAUGAAUUCCUAUGUCAUGGAGGAAUGGCUAAAACAGCUGGACAGUUCAAUGCGCCGCCAGAAAAGAAAAAUCCUCCUAUUUCUUGACAACGCUCCAUCUCAUCCUAACAUUAAACUAUCAAAUGUGGAGUUACAAUUUCUCCCACCAAAUACGACAUAUAAAACUCAGCCGAUGGAUAUGGGCAUAAUUCAGGCUAUGAAACUAAAAUUCAGGAAAAGACAGAUGAAGCACAUGAUUAAAGAGAUGGAUAAACACCCCGACAUUUGUGGUACCGAUAUUCUGAAACAAAUUACGAUACUGGACGCAAUCUAUUGGGUGCAUAGUGCUUGGGAAGAGGUCCAGACUUCAACAAUACAAAAGUGCUUCUCAAAAGCUGGUUUUCUUUGUGAAAACAUUGAUAGUGAUGAUGAUUUCGAUGAUGACGAUGACGUGCCUCUUUCAGUUUUAAAACUCGCACAUGAAGUGUUUGGUUGUGAAUUUAAUGACCUAUCUGAGAUGGAUCAAACACUGUCAACCUGUGACAAUUCAGCCAAGGACUGGGACAGACCAGCUACCGAUCUGUUGAAUACAUUGGAAUCUGAUGGUAGUGAAAGUGAAAGUGAUUCUGAUAAUAAAGAAACAAAUUGUUGCUCUGUCAGUGAUGCGCAUAUAUAUGCUGAUAAAUUGAAAGAAUUUGCCCAGUUUCAUGGUAACACAAGAUUGCUGUCAUCUCUCAUGAGUGCAAGUGAAUAUUUGAAUGACAUGUCUUUGAACAGUAGCAAACAGAAACCAAUUACAGACUUUUUUUAAAAAAGAGUAAAAAAAAAUAUUCAGUGACACAAGUGGUAU